Messenger RNA from Phragmites australis (common reed), 2497 nucleotides. RefSeq names its product cysteine-rich receptor-like protein kinase 6. Gene Ontology annotation, molecular function: protein kinase activity; ATP binding. The record is from RefSeq and is a predicted model, not a curated record. Gene Ontology annotation, biological process: protein phosphorylation. NCBI's taxonomy places the organism in Eukaryota, Viridiplantae, Streptophyta, Magnoliopsida, Poales, Poaceae. The coding region runs from base 82 to 2064 and encodes 660 amino acids. The transcript is spliced from 7 exons.
CGUGACUGUGAGACGGUGACGAAUUUACCCGCGUCUACAUAAGCUAGCUCUUCCUCACUUUCCUUGCGUCCACCGCGCACGAUGGCUCACCACCUCCUGCCCGUGGUGGUCGCCAUCCUCGCCGUCGCGCUGUUCGCGCCCCACGCCGCGGGUUACCCGUGGCCAGCUUGCGGCGAGAGCAGCAACUUCGAGGCCAACAGCACGUACCAGGCCCAUCUCAACCUCGUCGCCGCCACCCUGCCCAAGAACGCCUCAGCGUCGCCGAACCUCUUCGCCACCACCGUUGUCGGCGCUGUCCCGGACCAGCUCUGGGCCAUGGGGCUCUGCCGCGGGGACGUCAACGCAAAGACCUGCUUCAGCUGCCUCACCCAGGCUUUCCAAGACCUGACCAACUACUGCGCCUACAACAAGGACGCCACCAUCUACUACGACCCCUGCAUCCUCCACUACUCCGACGUCCACAUACUCCCCGACGACGACACCGGCACGUUGUACGACACGCUCAACGUCUACAACCUCGGGAACGUUACGUCGGACCCAGCCCGGUUCAACCGCCUCCUGGCCGCCCUAAUCAACGCCACCGCCGAUUACGCCGCGUACAACUCCACGCGGCGGUUCGCGACCGGGGAAGGCGACUUCGACAAGGAGCCCCACAAGGUGUACACCCUGGCGCAGUGCACGCCGGACCAGACGCCGGCGCAGUGCCGGAAGUGCAUCGCUAGGCUCAUAACGGAAUCGCUGGAUGUGUACAUGGGCCACAUCGGAGGCAGGGUUCUUUGGGUCAACUGCAACUACAGAUUCGAGACCGCGCCCUUCUACAAUGGACCAGCAAUGGUGCAGCUGGCAUCAACGAGCUCAGGAGCGCAGGCGCCGGCGCCGGCGCCAGCUAUGCUGCCAACGGUUGGGACGCCGGUGGCGGCCGGAGGUGGCAGAAGGAAGUUCAGAGUGCCCGUCCUGGUUCCUGCUGUUGUGCUGCCAACUCUAGCAGCCUUGAACCUUGUCGCUUGCCUUCAUUUCUGGAGGCGACGGCGGUCAGUAGCACAAGCGAAGCAGCCAUGUCCUAUGUAUUUCGCUGAAGCAGAGGACAUCGAAUUGGUGGACUCAAUGCUGAUCGACGUCUCCACCCUGCGAGCCGCCACUGGGGAUUUCGCGGAGAGCAACAAGCUCGGGGAAGGCGGGUUCGGCGCCGUGUACCAGGGUGUCCUCCCGGACGGCGACGAGAUAGCGGUGAAACGACUGUCACAAAGCUCGACGCAGGGAGUGGAUGAGUUGAAGAACGAGCUCGCGCUGGUGGCGAAGCUGAAGCACAAGAAUCUCGUCAGGCUCGUCGGCUUCUGCCUGGAACAGCAGGAGAGGCUUCUCGUGUACGAAUUCCUCCCCAACCGGAGCCUCGACCUGAUCCUUUUUGACCCUGAGAAACGUGAGGAGCUGGACUGGGGGCAGAGGUACAAAAUCAUAAACGGUAUCGCUCGGGGCCUGCAGUACCUCCACGAAGAUUCACAGCUCAAAGUAGUCCACCGUGAUCUCAAGGCCAGCAACAUCUUGCUAGACGCGAGCAUGAACCCCAAGAUAUCGGACUUCGGCCUCGCGAGGAUCUUCGGGCGCGACCAGACGCAGGCCGUCACGAACCGCGUCGUCGGCACCUAUGGAUAUAUGGCACCGGAGUACGUGAUGCGCGGGAACUACUCUGUCAAAUCGGACGUGUUCAGCUUCGGCGUCAUGAUGCUGGAGAUCAUCACGGGGAGGAAGAACAACGACUGCUACAACUCUGGGAGGUCUGAAGAUCUCUUGACCACGGUAUGGGAACACUGGGAGGCCGGGACGGUGGCGGAGAUGGUAGACCCGUGCUUGGGCGGCAGCUUCCCGGUGGGCGACGUGCUGAGAUGCACCCACAUAGGGCUGCUGUGCGUCCAGGGAGACGCGGCGGUGCGGCCGGUGAUGUCAUCGGUUGUGAUGAUGCUCGGCAGCGACACGAUCACCCUUCAGGCCCCGUCCAAACCGGCGUUCUUCGCCAGGAACGGCGCCGGUAAUGCGGCCUUGUCGACGGCGUCGGUGCAGGGUUAGCUAUGGGCGCCUAAAACAAUUUUCAGAGGCUAACACGGAGGGAAUGUGAUAUACAAAGGUGUGGUCCGUGUGCCGGUAUGUGUCGAUCAUAUUUCGCUAUGCGAAGAAGCAUUUGCCUGAGUGUCGACGAUCGGUGGAUUGCUGUUCUUACAAAUUUAUAAAAAUAGUAGAAGAUGCUUUGAGUAGAUGAAAAACACAGUACACAUGAUCUUAUAUAGGUUAAGGUCUCUCUUCAGAUAAUAACUCUACGUCUUGUUGGUCUUAUAUUAAUCUCUGAGACUAUAUACAAGGGUGUGCUUGGCUAAUCUAGAUAGAUCUAAAUAUAGUUGGAGGGCUCGCUUGUAUGUAAUAUAGAUCUAAGUUGCAGAGGGUUCGAAGCUGCAGAGGGUUCCACAUGCUUGAAUGACAUUAAUUGAGUUGUAUUGACUUCUAA